UGAAAUGAUCCAAUGUGCCCUAACGCCUGCCCUCUUUAAUUUGUUCUAUACAUAUAUAUCCAUCCCUAUUCGAUUGCCCGGCCUCCAUCUCGAUCUCUGAUCUAUUACACAUACAAUUCCUUGAUUGUACGUACAAUUGGAUCCGGCCAUAUCAUGAUGGGUUACAAUGAUACGGGAGAUUUCAGCUUCCCGGAUUCCUUCAACAGCCGCCGCCCCCGCCCACUCACAUUCACUCACCAUCUCGGCGCUAUGGCGGGCGAGCAAAGCAGGAGAGAGCAGCAAGUGGUGGUGAGCUCGAGGUGGAACCCGACGCCGGAGCAGCUGCAGAUGCUGGAGGAGCUGUACCGCCGGGGAACGAGGACGCCGUCGGCGGAUCAGAUCCAGCACAUCACCGCCCAGCUCCGCAGGUACGGCAGGAUCGAAGGGAAGAACGUCUUUUACUGGUUCCAGAACCACAAAGCCCGGGAACGCCAGAAGCGCCGCCGCCAACUGGAGUCCGCCCAAGCCGGCCGUACUCUCAAUUGCAUGCCCAACUCUGCCGGGACAAAGGAAUCAGCACCAGCAGCUGCAGCUGGGGCAAAUAUGAGGACAAGGAUUGAAGUGGAUGCACAACAGACCAAAAACCGGUCACCAUCCCACACAUCACUUACUCCAGAGAUAAACAAGUCAGCAAAAAUGGGAACAAUGAUAGUGAAUAGUAGAGUGAUAGGACUGGUAGAGAUGGAGGGUGGAAGAGAAAAGUUGGAAAGGAGGGAGCCAGAGCAGAAUGACACGUGGCGUCAUCAGAUGUCACCACCACCUACCCAUCACCACCACCGCCGGUUUAUCCCAGAGGCAACCAACAUCCCGACGGCCGCCUCCUCAUCGUCCUCCUCCACUUCAUCCACCGCAAAGCUGCUUCCCAGUCGCCGUCAUCGGACUCUCAACUUGUUCUCGGACCCACCAGAAGCGAAAUCCAGUGGGUUCCAAACCCUUCAGCUCUUCCCUCUUCGAGACGGAGACCAAAACGGAAACGGCAUGGAGGAAGACGGCAAGGACCCGGCAUUCAUGGCGGCAGCCUCCAUGGACGACAGCAACUCUCAUGUGGUGAACGCCGCUCCCCAUCAUUACCAAUUCUUUGAGUUUCUACCGCUCAAGAAUUAUUAAAACCAUUUAUACUAAUUAUUUAGAUAUAAUUCAGUGUUUCGUUAAUUUGUAGCUGAAUAAUUUAUUUUGUAGCUGAAUAAUAUAUGAGUUUCAUUAAUCAAUGGUGUUUAAAUUUAAUGGUGACAGUAUGUAUAUGUAUACAUAUAUAUGCUCUAUCUAUACGUAUAUGGUGAUCAGAUUUGAUAUGA
This is a messenger RNA of Cuscuta epithymum, 1334 nucleotides long. The record is from the annotation of a GenBank genome assembly. NCBI's taxonomy places the organism in Eukaryota, Viridiplantae, Streptophyta, Magnoliopsida, Solanales, Convolvulaceae.